AUGAGUGACGCUCAAGCCAAUGAGGCAGAGAAAAAUAUUGAAAUAUGGAAGGUUAAGAAGCUAAUUAAACGGCUAGAAGCCGCCAGAGGAAAUGGUACAUCCAUGAUCUCCUUGAUCAUUCCACCAAAGGACCAAGUUUCUCGGGCGGCUAAGAUGUUGGCCGAAGAAUACGGAACUGCAUCAAACAUUAAAUCUCGUGUUAACCGUCAAUCAGUCCUCUCUGCAAUAACUUCAACCCAACAGAGACUCAAGCUCUACAAUAAAGUUCCCCCGAAUGGAUUAGUUGUGUACUGCGGCGAAAUUCUAACAUCAGAAGGCAAAGAAAGGAAAGUAAAUAUCGACUUCGAACCAUUCAAGCCUAUAAACACCUCACUUUACCUUUGUGAUAACAAGUUUCAUACUGAGGCCCUUGCUGAGCUUCUCGAGGCAGAUCAGAAAUUUGGGUUCAUUAUUAUGGAUGGAAAUGGAGCUCUAUUUGGAACUCUUAGUGGAAACACACGUGACGUUGUUCAUAAAUUUUCUGUCGAUCUACCCAAAAAACACGGUCGGGGUGGUCAGUCAGCUCUUCGAUUUGCCCGCCUUCGUGAAGAAAAGCGACAUAAUUAUGUCCGUAAAGUGGCUGAGCUUGCUGUACAGAACUUUAUCACCGCUGAUAAAGUUAAUGUCGCUGGGAUUAUCUUGGCAGGAUCUGCAGAUUUCAAAAACGAUCUUAAUCAGUCCGAUCUAUUUGAUAACCGACUUCAGACUAAAGUAAUUAAAGUAGUUGAUGUCUCUUACGGUGGUGAGAAUGGAUUCAAUCAGGCGAUCGAACUUUCUUCCGAAACCCUCAGCAACGUUAAGUUUAUUCAAGAAAAAAAGCUUAUAGGCAAGUAUUUUGAGGAGAUAUCCCAAGAAUCUGGUCGAAUCUGUUACGGAGUCGACGACACUCUAAAGGCUCUCGAGCUCGGCGCUGUUGAAACCCUUAUUGUCUUUGAGAAUCUAGAAAUCACAAGAUGGGAGCUCAAAGAUAUAAGCGGAACCAAACACAUUCUGCACACUAAAAAACAAUCAGAGAAUGCCAAUCGUGAUCAGUUUAUGGAUAAGGAAACUGGGCAAGAAAUGGAAGUUGUAACCCAGGAGUCCUUUCUUGAAUGGAUUGCCGAGAAAUAUAAAGAGUUUGGAGCCAACCUGGAGUUCGUUUCUGACCGCUCUUCAGAAGGAAAUCAGUUUGUUAAAGGUUUUGGUGGAAUUGGUGGGAUUCUACGAUAUAAGGUAAAUUUUGAGCAAUUGGUCGAAGUUGACGAUGAUGAUAAUUAUUAUGACGGUACGAUAAAUUCUUCCAAUAACAAUUUAGCGCUAACUUCUCUUUAG
Blumeria graminis f. sp. triticale is the source of this 1350-nucleotide messenger RNA. Lineage: Eukaryota; Fungi; Ascomycota; Leotiomycetes; Helotiales; Erysiphaceae. The record is from the annotation of a GenBank genome assembly.